AUGGCGAUGCUGGUGGGAGAAUCCAACUGGAAAGCAGUGGCCUCCUUCUGUGAAACUGUCAUGAUUGCGAAGGAGGCCGCAGAGCGGGAUCGGGAGAGGGCCGACCCCGUUCGAAGACGAAGACGCCAAGGCGGUCGUAUCCAUCGCCCUGUGGACACAAUAACCAAAUGUUCUAUUAAGGACGAAGAAUGUCUAAGUAAAGUGUACGGGAAUGUUAUAACCAGCAUUGGGAAAAAUGGAAUACCAGAGUACGGUAUACCACCUAUCGAUCCUAUUGUCCUUAAGGACAUUAGUUUAUCUGUCGCCGGCUUGGCUGAUAUAACUUUGAUUGAUGGAAUUGUCAACGGAAUCACAGGAUGCACUUUUAAGAGAUUCGCUGUUGAUAUUGAAAAAGAAAGAUCUAAAAUUGAUAUCGCAUGCGAUUUAGUUGUUGAAGGCAAAUAUAAGUUGUCUUCUUCUAGUCCCUUGAUUAAAACCUUCUUAAAUGGUUCAUCAAUUCAUGGAGAAGGCACAGGAAAAGUAGAAUUACAAAAGAUAAUUUUGAAAUUAGAUUAUCCAUUCUACGCUUUCAAACGUGACGGUGAAAUCUACCUAAAAUGUGAUUAUAAGGCAGGCAAAUAUGACUAUGAAAUAUUGGGAAAACUUAAAUUUGAAGCUGACAAUUUGUAUUUGGGUGAAAAAGAAUCUAGCAAAGAAAUCGUAGACUUGAUGAACAAAAAUUGGAAACUCAUCGCUGAUACUGUUGGAAGACCGUUUGCUGACAGAGCCUUGGAUAUUUACGUCGAUUACAGCUCUAAAUUCUUCGACAAAGUGCCAGCAAAACAAUACAUUGCUGACGAUCUGAGUUCUUAUGCUAGGUCUUGAACAAUUUGU
Messenger RNA from Manduca sexta (tobacco hornworm), 873 nucleotides. RefSeq lists its product as uncharacterized. Lineage: Eukaryota; Metazoa; Arthropoda; Insecta; Lepidoptera; Sphingidae. Bases 1 to 864 code for a protein of 287 amino acids. The record is from RefSeq and is a predicted model, not a curated record. The transcript has 5 exons.